AUAGCUCGCCUUAUUCGAUUCACACCGAACGAAAUUUACGUAAGCCAAGAUACACAAAUCGACGCCAACAGCAAAUCCAAGUAUUUUUCCCUUACUUAAAUGGGCCAACUAAAAUUGUUUCAAGCCUUUUCUAAUUAGAAAAGAAAGACAAAGUGUCAUUCAAUUCCCUGUUUAAAUUCCAUGUUUUUGUGUCUCUCUUCCGCCGAGUUUUAAGCUGUUGGUUACUUCAACUCAACAAAAGCCACCAAGAGUAAACUAAGCAACACUCCAGACUUUCCGGGAAACUGAAGAAUGUUACAUGUUAUGAUGAAGUUGCAGAGAUGUUGAAGGAUUCAAGGCUUAUAGUCUAUUGAAGAAAAAACACCGGCAUUUUUUUUAAACUCGUAAGGAUUUUGAAAAGGAAAUUAUGGAUCAGUAUAACGAAAUUGACAUGGAAGAUUCUGAGUAUGGACAAUUUUUUAACAAUCUUGAGCAGUUUGGUUUUCAUCCUGACGGCAAUGAUGAUGGUGAUGAUGAUGAUGAUGAUGUUGCUGCUGCUGCUUCUGCUGAUGUUGGUGGUGGUGGUGGUGGUGGUGACGAUGACAACGAUGACAAUGAUGAGGAAGAAGAGCUGGAGAAGAAUCCUGAAUAUAAUUGUUUUUUGGAGAAUUUAAAACUAGAUGAGAAUGGGGAAUCAUACACGGUCCAAAUUCCAUUUAGCUCUGAUGUCUCACUUGUGCUUAAGUAUGAGGGAAAGGAAGAAGAGUCCUUUGAGAAUGUGGAUAGGCAGACAAAUUCCAAGAGUAAUUUGAAAAGAGAAAAGGCUAAGGUUUCUGACAUUUUGGGUGGUUUUUCAAGGAAAGCAAGGCCUGAUACUGUGAAGAGACCUUUGGAGAUCAGAGAUGAAAGGAGUAAGAAAAAAUUAAGAAAUUCUCCUGGCCAGGAAAGACAAAGUGGAGAUAAUGAAAACAAACUAGAAGAGGAAGUUGAGGCUGAUCCAGUUGCUUGUAAAUCAAGUGGAGAACCAUCGAAGAUGAUGAAUUAUGCUAUUAAAGAUGAACACUGCACUCAGUUUCUGGUUUCACUUGAUAAGUCUGGCACCAAAACUGAACCGAGCUAUGAAAAGGGUCAUCAAAGUACACAUCAGAAAUAUGAUGGCAGUUGUCCUGAUGUAGAAGUAUUUACAUUGGAUAAUAUGCCUUUAUGCAAAGGAGAUUAUACACCAUUUGUGCCAUCAAAAUGCUAUCAAUCAUUGGUAUAUAUAUAUCUUUGCUUUGUAACCCUCUAUAUUGCUUUUGUUCUUAUUUUCCUUUAUCUUUGCUUUGUAACUCUCUAUAUUGCUUUUGUUCUUAUUUUCCUUUAUCUUUGCUUUGUAACUCUCUAA
Messenger RNA from Gossypium arboreum, 1363 nucleotides. RefSeq lists its product as uncharacterized. The record is from RefSeq and is a predicted model, not a curated record. The coding region runs from base 407 to 1363 and encodes 318 amino acids. NCBI's taxonomy places the organism in Eukaryota, Viridiplantae, Streptophyta, Magnoliopsida, Malvales, Malvaceae. The transcript is spliced from 2 exons.